AUGGCGGCAUCGGAGGUUGGAGAACCAACUGGAUGCGAGGAAAUUCAACUCCCGCAAGCGACCGACAUCUAUCUCGCACCCCAGGAUUCCUCCUGGCUCCGGCGGACCCGAGGACAAGUUGAUGUUUUAUUUUCCUGCCUUGGAUGUGUAAAAUACCGAUUCUUCUCCUCGCUGAAGCCUGUGACUGUUGAUAAGCGCAGAGAAUCUUCGGGACCAACAUCUGACGGUUGUGCUGGAGAUUUGCUGGGCUUAAGAUUGGAGUCGGAGGGUUGUGCACCUGAUCUUGAAAUCAAUCCCAAAUAUCCUUUGUAUCAUAUCCUUGCAUCACUGGCUCAUAUUGAUCUCUUAAAUCCUUUUCCUUAG
Messenger RNA from Paracoccidioides lutzii Pb01, 363 nucleotides. RefSeq lists its product as hypothetical. The record is from RefSeq and is a predicted model, not a curated record. The transcript has a single exon. Bases 1 to 363 code for a protein of 120 amino acids.